Messenger RNA from Paramuricea clavata, 2889 nucleotides. Lineage: Eukaryota; Metazoa; Cnidaria; Anthozoa; Malacalcyonacea; Plexauridae. The record is from the annotation of a GenBank genome assembly.
AUGUCUUCCGUCACUGACAUACUGCUAGUUCACUCCAAAGAAUUGAGAGAACUGAAAAACCUCGACUCUGACACUGAAUUGUCAUGGCUGAGAAAGGAAAAUGCCAGACUAAAAGACGAGAACGAAAAGAUAACCGAACGCGUAAACAACUUAAGCUUUGUGCUAGCUGAUUUACAAGACAAAGCCGCACGGGCUAAUGAAGAGAAAGCCAGUCUAAUGACAAGUAUCCGGCUAUUUUUUAAGGAUUUGGAAUCCACUCAACCAAUAAAUGUAAAUCACCUUGAAACUCCUCAUGACCAACAACAAUCUGUUUUGGAAUGUUCUUCAGAUACGAAAGACACAAACAGCGAACAUGUGGUCACUAUUCCAACAAAAAACAGUUUUUCACCCCUACUUGUUGAAGAAACAAAUACCAACGACAACGAAACCGAUGCAGACAAUGAAAACAACAAGCGACAACAGAGAGAUUCUGCUACCCAAACGGUGAAAAAAGAUCACAACAGCCACAAAAAGCCAAAAGACAAGCCCGCAUAUGAGCAAAGAGCAGGCUCGGAGACAGGCCAUCGUCUUAAUGUGGCCAUUAUUGGAGAUUCCAUGGUGAAACAUCUAAACCCCUCCAAGUUGCGUAAAGGCACAAAGCAUAAUAUCAACGUGCAAACCUUCAGUGGAGCCAAUGUUGCUGAUAUGCGUUAUUAUGUGAAACCAGCAAUAUCAAGAUCCCCUGACUAUCUGCUCCUACAUGUUGGAACUAAUGACUUAAAGCGACAAACCCCUCAACAAAUAGCUGGGUCAAUUUCUACGCUUUGCCAGGAAAUCGUAAAGGAAUCACCAAAUACUAAGAUUGUAUUAUCGAAAGUUAUAACCAGAUCUGAUGACUCAAGCCUAGAUUCCAAAAUCAAAGAACUAAAUUGCAAACUAUCACAGGUAUGCCAUAAUAAUAAAUGGGGUGUAUUAAAUCAUACCAAUAUUACAGCAGAUCACUUGAAUCCUUAUGGUCUCCACUUAAAUAAGCAAGAAACAGCCAAGUUGGCCAAGAAUAUUAUAGAUCAUUUCAAAAACUUAAAUUGACAAAUGAACAAUCAAAAUAAUAUUACUCCCUCAGAUGAUAGUAAUAUACAGAGGUUUAAUUCCAUUGAAAACGAUAAUGCCAAUAAUGCUAAUAGCCCUCUGGGUAAUGAUGUAAAUAUAGACAACAAUCACACGCUAGCGGCUCUCUUUUUCCUAAACUUAAAGGUUUUAAAGUAUGUCAUCCAAAUAUAGCAAGUUUGAUAAAACACUAUGAUGAGCUUUUGCUAUACAUGCAAAACAAACUUUUUGACAUUAUAACGCUUAACGAAACUAGAUUAGAUAGUAGCGUACUAAACGGUGAAAUUGAAAUUCCUGGUUAUGAUAUUGUUAGGCGUGAUCGAAACAGAAGCGGAGGAGGUGUUGCAAUGUAUAUUAGAAGCAACAUACCAUACACCAUUCGCAAAGACCUCUUCCCUGAUAAUUUAGAGUUGAUUUGCGUAGAAAUUAAAAAAUUUAAAAGUAAACCUCAGUUAAUUACAACAUGGUACAGACCACCAAAUUCCAGCGUUGAGCUGUUUAGCGAAUUUGAAAAUUUUUUAAAACUACUUGAGGACGAAAAUAAAGAAAUUAUCAUACCGGAGAUCUCAAUUGUAACAUUCUUGAGCAGAACAAAAGUUUGCCUACUUCUAAACUAGUUGACCUGAUUGACAUUUAUCAAUUACAGCAACACAUACAGUGUCCCACGAGAAUUACUAGUACAACAGCAUCACUACUGGAUGUUAUCCUCACUUAUUAUGGUGAUGAUAAAAUAUUAGAUACAGGAGUAAUACACCUUGGUAUCAGUGAUCAUAGUCUUGUUUAUCUGUGUCGAAAGCUCAGCAUUCCUAAGGCGCCACCAAAAACUGUCUUUACUAGACAUUAUAAAAAUAAUGUUAACCAGUUUAACAACGAUCUAAGUGAGGUUUUUAGUUUGCCCUUGGAUUCAGCUAUUUUAACUGACCCAAAUGCCUUAUGGAACGAUUUUAAAAAUAAGUUUUUGAGCGUCGCAGAUAAACAUGCACCAAUCAGACAACGUCGUGUCAAGAGUGAAUAUAAACCGUGGCUGACAAAUGAAAUUAAGCAAAUGAGCUAUCGUAGGGAUUACCUUAAAAAGCAAUCGAUUAAAUUAAGAUCUGCGUAUUAUGAUAAGGCUUACAAGAGAUGUAAAAACAAGUUAAAUAAUCUCAUAAAAGAAACUAAACAAGAAUACUUUGGAGAUAAACUAAGCAAUGCUAAAAAUAGCAAAGAAAGUUGGCGAACUAUUAACGAAUUAUUAAACAAAAAGCCUAAAACUUCAGAGGUUAAAGAACUAGAUAUAAAUGGCCAACUUAUUACUGACGAUGAUAAAAUUGCAGAUGCCUUCAAUCAAUAUUUUUCCACAAUUGGCAGUACGUUGUCUGACAAGAUCACAGGUAACUGCACUGAUCCAAUGAACUUUGUGACUCCUCUUGAUGGUAGUAUAUUCAACUUUACAAGCGUUACACUCCAAGAAACAAUAGAUGCAUUCAAUGAAAUUAAAACUAAGAAAUCUCCAGGGCUUGAUGGUAUUAGUAUAAGGUUACUAAAAGAUGCAUCUAACAUUGUGGCAGGACCACUAGUGAACAUUUUCAAUGUAUCCCUUCAAAGAGCAAUUUUCCCUAAUGAUUGGAAAUUAGCAAAGGUGACCCCCAUAUUUAAAGAAGGAAAUAAGGCAGAUUGUGAAAAUUAUAGGCCAAUAUCUGUUAUUUCAGCUGUAGCUAAACUUUUCGAUAAACUGGUAUACCUGCAGCUAAGUUCAUUCUUGAGGUUGAAUGGCAUUCUUGUGGAACAGCAGUCUGGCUUCCGUCAUCAACAUUCUACUGA